This is a messenger RNA of Cyprinodon variegatus (sheepshead minnow), 4966 nucleotides long. It is a transcript of the gene rnf17, whose product is annotated as ring finger protein 17. NCBI's taxonomy places the organism in Eukaryota, Metazoa, Chordata, Actinopteri, Cyprinodontiformes, Cyprinodontidae. The coding region runs from base 46 to 4740 and encodes 1564 amino acids. The transcript has 37 exons. The record is from RefSeq and is a predicted model, not a curated record.
UGCGGAUCAGACAGAAUAAAGAAAAAUCUGCUUCUGGUGACUUUAAUGAUGGAAAACGGAGAGGGUCCCAGUGAUAUAAUCUGCAAUUCAUGUGGGGAGGCCUUUAAACUUCCUGAUGUUUCAGAUGAAAAAGCUGAUGAAAACCUGCCCCGUAUGCUUUUAUGCGGCCACAUCUUCUGCACCAACUGCCUGGUGUCCAUACAGCAUGAAGGGGUCAUAAUAUGUCCGGAUUGUGAGAUUAAGUCAACACUUCCAGAAGAAGGAGUUUAUGGUCUCCAGGAAGACAGCAGAAUCAUCGGCCUGAUUUACACCGCAAGGGUGAACCAGAUGAGAAGAUCAAAGGGGAAACGAAAGAAGAGAUUACCCCAAUUAAGCACUGAUCUUGUUGAGGAGCUUGCAGACAUCGAGAAGAUUGAGAAGACAAUUGAUGAGUCAUUGUACCAGGCUGAAUACAAUCUUGCGCAGCUGGAAGACAUCAAUGAGACCUUGAAGGCUGCUCUGUUGGAGCAGGUGAAGAAAGAGAAAAUCCGAGUGAAGAUCGAGAUCAUGCAGGCUUCUAAUAAAGCUAAACAUGCUGUUCAGAAAUGGAAGGAAAUGCAGUUGAAUCGGCUAGCAAACCUAGAAGCACAGUGUCCGUGCUGCCAAGCAGUGGUGUCUGAUGUCCAGGAAAGGAUUAAAGUCUUGGCGAAUGCCAUGCAGAUGGCCAGAGAAGUACGCCGGGCCCCCAUCUUGGAGCAGUACUUCUUCCUGGAUAAGUUGCUAGAAACACUGCAGACACCGGUGGAUCAGGAGGCCUUUGAAUUGCAAUGCAUCAACGAGGGCCGUUCAGUAAGCUACGUUUUUCAGUCUGAGAAUCUGAGCAACUGUUUGAAGUUGUCAAUAAAAAUGGAGUCCAACAGCUCAAACACUGUAAGCAUGCGCCCACUGGAAAACCACCAGUCAGACAUCCCCAUCAAAAACUCUUCAUUGGAACCCGGCAAGGACCAAAACGGCUGUUCCAGUUCACCCAGUAGAAAGCUUCCCCUCCACGAAAACUGCAAACCAAACAGCAUCUUGACUGAUGCCUCUUCAACUCAAAGCUCCCAUCAAGAGCAAAAAUCUACCCCCAAAAUCAGCCUCUCACAAUACAGCUCCUUCUCAGACCUUUCAAACGAGGAUGUUAUUGUUGAAGAUGUCUUGGGUGAUUACUCCGAGUCAGUUACUCCAACUGGUCCUUCAAUGGCCAGCAUUUACUGGAGAUCCAUAUGGAAACAAAAAAAUGACCUGAGUCGCAACAAGGUUACUCAGUGGGUGGUGGUGAGCCAUGUUGUGAAUCCAAGUUACUUCUAUGUCCGCCCUGUGGUUGAGAGGAAGGAAAGUAAGAUUCUUUCACAGAGGAUAAAGGAACUCUGCUGUGGGGACGGCUGCCUCUUUACACUGAAAGACAUUAUAGAGAAAGGCUCCAUUGUCUUUAUGAAAGGAAGGGAUGGGCAAUGGUGCCGUGGCAGGGUGGUUGAAGUCUUUCAGAAUACUUGUGAAAAGUCUCUGAAGGUCUCCCGGGUCUCCCAGCUCUCCGGUUUGCGAGUCUUCCUCCUAGACUACGGGGCCAUCAAAUACAUCCCAAUCAAAGAUCAGGGGAGGACGGAUGAGUCCACUCUAAACUAUGUGAACUGUGUCCUGAGGAAAGUGGAUGAACACUUAAAUGAAGAGCUGAGCCACAUUCCUCCUCUGGCCAUAAGGUGUUCACUGAAGGACCUGGUCCCGUAUAACCUAGCAGCGGGCUGGAGUAAAGAGGCAAAGACCAAAUUCUGCUCUGUGGUCGGUUCUGCUGCGGUGGAGAUGCGACCUUUGGGGAAGGACAGAGUGUCUUUGUUGGUGGAUCUAAGAAAAGCUCCCAUGGAUCAACCCACUGAUGUGUCCAUCUCUGUCAGGGAGUACCUCGUUUUCAUCGAGGUUGCCAGGUUCUAUUCUCCAGUGAUACUGGGCAGGAGGUCUCUCAUGUAUUAUCCUCCUGUGUAUCCAAAAGCCAACACUGAGUGUGAUGCAGUUGUGUGUCACAUCAACAACGCCUCUGACUUCUACAUCCAGCUGGUUGACAACAUGGAGUCCUUGUUGCUCACUGCCAAACUUCAGGAUUGCUACAACUCACUGAAAGAAGAUGAACUCAGGAUCUACUGCCCUGAGAUGGGAGAGGCUUGUGUUGCCUGCUUCCAAGACAACAUGUGGUACAGAGCUCAAAUUGAGGGUCAUCCCAGGGGCCAACAGGUGGAGGUGCGAUACGUUGACUUUGGCAAUAAGGAAGUGUUGUCAGUCAGUGACCUGAGGAAGAUCAAAGAUGAAUUCUUUGUGCUUCCUGCUAUGGCACUCCAUUGCUGUCUGGCAGAUGUGGUUCCUUCGGACGGGAAGAGCUGGAGUGAAGCCAGCAUCUUAAGAUUCGCCAACCUUGCUCACCAGAAACUGGUCACAGUGGUGGCAGCAGAAGUUCCUCAGGCGGGUCCAUUCCCGCUCAGUAUGUUUGUAGGAGGUGUGAACGAGCCAAAAUCCAACAUAGCUGAAGUGCUGGUUCUGGAGGAUUUGGCCUGCUUCAAAAAUCGCAGACCGAAUGUCAAAAAGGAGAAUCCCUCUGGUGUUGAUUCCGCUUUAUGGGAUCCACCGCUUGAGCUUUGUUCAGUCGCAGAUAAAGCUGAUGCUCCAGAUCAAAAAACUGAGGAGAAGGAGAAAAGUAAGGCACCUCUGGAGCUGCAGCCCAAAUCCAAGCAACGUGAGCAGCAUAAAGACCUCAAAGUCACAGUCACUCAUGUCAACUCGCCAAGCAGCUUCUACGUCCGACUCACCGAUUCUGACUCUGAGCUUCAAAGGGUAUGUGAACUGGUGGAGCAGGAGUGCGCCCAAAAGGAGCUGCAGGAUGUGGAGUGGAAGGCAGAUAUGCACUGCGCUGCUAACAUCAACGGAGUCUGGGAGAGAGGACAGAUGUGCUGCGACGUCACUUCAAACACUGCAGAAGUAAGACUGUGUGACCAUGGAAACAUCAUGAAGAUCCAUGUCAGCAACCUGCGCCCUCUUCCACCCUCUUUGAUCGGCUCCCUGGUGCUGGAGUGCACGCUUAGUGAUAUCAGACCAACAGGAGGCCAAUCAACCUGGACUAAAACGGCCUGCGAUGUGUUCUCCACCUACCUGGCAGGAACUGUGGCUACUAUGACAAUCAAGGAGGUGAAGGAUGGGCCUCCGUUCUCUGUCGAGCUGCACUGCUCCAAUAGAACUGGAAAAUCUAUCAGCAUUGCCGACUUCCUGGAAAAACCAAAAGAAACUGAUGCCAGAACUCCAGCCAGUGACCCAAAAACUGAGAAAAAGGAAGAAAACAACUCUCCUCCUCCAUCUGGUUCCCAUCUUUCUUCAUUUAUCCCCUUCAGUCCUGCAAAGCUGCUCCAAAGCUUCAAUAUAUCCACAGAAAAGGUGAAGACCUCAGUGUAUCACCCUCCGGAGCUGCCGCGUCCAGGUCACAUCCUCGUCAGCAUUUCUGCUGUUGGAGACGAUGGUCUAAUUUAUGCCAGGACACAGAACGCAGAGAAUCAGCUCAAACAACUUAGGGAUGGAAUUCAGAAGAGCAUCAAGACGUUGCCCAAGCAGAAGUCAUACACCUGGAAGUCAGUGAAGGGCUGUGCCGUCUUUGGAUCUGACAUGCUGUGGUACAGAGGACAGCUGCUGGAGCUGCUGGGAGGACACGUUAAGGUCCAGUAUGUCGACUCCGGUGCUGUGGAGAACAUCCCAGUGGUGCAUGUGUAUCCCAUGCUGCUGUGUGUGGAGGUUCCUCAGCUCUGUGUGCCCUGUCAGCUCCUGGGCACCAAUCCUGUUGGUGGUAAAUGGCACCACGAUGGAGUAGCCUUGAUGAAGGAGGUGUUGCUAAACCGCACUGUGGACCUGCAAGUUGUGGAGCUGCCUGCUGACCCCCGUGGGCCCGUCACAGUGGAGAUCUUCGUGGACGGGAUGAGUCUCAGCAGGAUUCUGUGUCACCACCAACACGCCUCCAUAGACUGGACUCUUUCAACUCUGAAGGGUGUUUCACCGGUGCCUCCUGCCCCCAUCCUGGAUGAAUGGGAUUUCAGCACUGAGGGUCUGGCGGAUCUUGACGAGUCGGUGUUGGGAUCCUUUGUGAACCCAGACCUGCCGCUGAAGGGAGAACGAUUUAGAGUCAGAGUCACUCAUCUAUUGACCCCCAAUGAGCUGUUCCUGCGGCCUGUGAAGGAAACAGAAGAUCCUGAUAUUGGAGAAACUCUUGAUGAAGCUUUGUUGAGAAUCAAUGCAAACAUCAGCUCUCUGCAAGACAUGAACAGCUUUCAGAGUGGCGCUCCAUGUUUGGCAGAGUACAGUGAUGGCAGGUUCUACCGCGCCAGGCUGAUGACGUUUACCAGCAUUGAGCCGCUCACAGUUAGUGUUCAGCACGUCGAUUACGGCUCGGAUGAUUCUCUGCCAAUCAGCAAGCUGCGACAGAUGCCCGCCGAGCUGCUGCAGUUCCCAACACAAGUAAUAAAAGUUAAAGUCGCCGGCUUCAAAGCUCCAAGUGUCAAACAGAGCAAGGAUGUCCUUCCGUACUCCCCGGAAUGGAGUGUGAAGGCUGUCAUAGAGAUGACAGAUCUGCUGCACGGCAACCUCAUAGCAACCGUUGUUUCGGAGGAGCCGGAGCUCACAGUGCUGCUGAACAACGAGGAGGGAGGCUUGGUCCAUCUGCCGCUGGUGAACAGCGGACUGGCUGAACUCUGCUGAAACUAGAAACCCAGCUCUGGGUUUGAGCCACUUUUGGAAACCAGUUGAAUAUUUCUACAUUUUUUUUUUUUUUUUUACUGUUUAUCUCGUUUGAUCUCCAGGUGUCCAUCAUUAUGGGAUUCAAGUUCUGCUCUUAGUUUUCACUUAAAAAAAAGAGAGUUGGAAAACAGUGAUUUGGUUUGUUUGGCUCUAGUUAAAGAUUUCUAUGUGAAAUUUUUUGUUUUGU